AUGUCGGCAUUAGCGGAGAAAAUCGGGACCAAGCUUCUAGUAAAGUUUGCCUGUGGCAUUGCAUCAGCUGCCGGAGAGAAGGCCUUUGAGAAAGGCUUCGAGGAGUUCUUUGGCAGCGAUGAGAAGGAACUCGAAAACACCAUCAAGGCCGAGAUCGCAGAUGUCAAGAAGGAACUCAAAGAAGUCAUCGAUCAAGUCCGCGACGUCAAGAAGUCUAUCGACAAUCUUUCCAGUCAAUUGGCCGACAGCAUCCUGCAGCUUCGAAGUGACUCCUUGAAGGGUCACUUAACAAAGAUCAACAGUCUAUACAACAGCAUUAUUGACAUUUUCGAGACUGUUGUGCGUGACUCUGAGAUUGCGGAUCUUGAGAAACGCCAGCUGAGAAUGCGUGAGCUACAAAAGCGAAUGGACAAUCGACUCAAGGAGGUUGCCAAGAACGUCCCUGAGAGUCUGGAACAUAUCAAUAGCUUUCUCGGCGAGGAGGGAAACAGUUCAUUCCUGAAGCAACUCGCUCAGCGUGCGUUUGACAACUCAGACGAAUUCCAAAUUUUCUACCUCCGAUGUAGAGCUUUAGUCUACAGCUACUGGGCAGUGGUCGGUCGAGGUAUUGAGCUUCUGGAAAUGGCGACAAGAGCCCCCAAAGUCCACUUCUCUGAGGGAGAGAAGACUACCGCCCGUCAUCUUGGAUACCUAGAGAAGCAGCAAGAGCUUUUCGAGGCAUCAGUUGGCAAGGCUACUAUCGACCUUUAUAACAGUCUGAUGAAACUUGAGGGGGAGGUGAAGUUGCCAGUCUGGCUUGCGACUAGCUCUGGUUCGGGAAUCGGAAUAUCCGGAUACGUCGCAAACUUUACCGUCCACGACAUAGGCUGGGCAAAUGCGCCCUGGCAGAAGUGGUACCUGAUACCUGUAUCUGGCAGGAAGUCACUUGAACCAUCCAAUGGAUCUGCUUAUUGGCUGCAAGAGAUUGAAAGAACCGAUUACUUGGCCAGUUUGACAAUACGUGAUGGCCCAAGGACUCUCAGGUACGCCACUAAAGGACGUAGGCUCCGUGACGCUCAGUGGAACUGGUUUAUCAAGCCUUCAGCACCAGGUUCUGACAGGUUUACUAUCAGGCAGGAGGAAUCUCCCGGCUGGGUUAUCUCUGUGGGUGAGGGGAGUCAGAACUUGGAUAUGUGUUAUACCUUGCCUAGCCCACAUGCUGAGGGGUUUCAAAUUUCACCUUUGAGAGAUAACUAA
Fusarium coffeatum is the source of this 1236-nucleotide messenger RNA. RefSeq lists its product as uncharacterized. Bases 1 to 1236 code for a protein of 411 amino acids. The record is from RefSeq and is a predicted model, not a curated record. The transcript has 2 exons. NCBI's taxonomy places the organism in Eukaryota, Fungi, Ascomycota, Sordariomycetes, Hypocreales, Nectriaceae.